UCAAAUACUCCACCAGGUAUGUAGGAUGAGCCGCUCCACAUUAGAUGAGAACUUACACUGAACUUAGUGUUACAUUCUGGGGGUCUCUUGAAGAAUUUCGUAUUUUCUUGUUUUGGUUCAGGUCUUUUCAAAGGAAACUGUCAAUUCUAGGAACUGGAUUAUUUCUAUGUUACCAUUCAAAACGGGUCUUUAAAGCUCUGUCAUUGGAGCUUAAACAGAGCCUUGCAACUCCUCCCUUCCACAGAGUGCAGGUCCCAACCUGGCUUACGUGGUUUAACUCUAUUUAAGGGUUCUGGAUCUUUUGAUAAGUGGUCUUCAAAGACUAAACAGGUUCCUCAUACUAACGUAAUGUGAUUAAUUGAUCUCAGAACCACAUAGAAAGGGAGCAGAGGUCCUUCAGGCAGCAUUUGCAAGAUGAUGCGACCAGGAGCAAAGCAAUAUGUGGUGGCUAGGCCACUAUACUCAGAGGAGUCCUUUGCUGAGGAGCAUGAGAAGAUCAGAAGACAUCGUAAAAACAUGCUGGAUCAUGUGAAACGGUCCUUCAAAUGUGACACCAGACGAGCCAAAAAUGCAGCCCUCUCCCUUCUGCCAGUCAUAGGCUGGAUGAAAAUCUAUAGAAUCAAAGAGUGGCUCUUCUCUGAUAUUGUUUCUGGUAUCAGCACAGGGCUGGUCGCUGUCCUGCAAGGUCUGGCCUACUGUUUGCUUGCCUCUCUGCCACCCUGGUAUGGACUCUUUUCUGCCUUCUUCCCUGUUAUCACAUACUUUUUCCUCGGCACCUCCAGGCACAUCUCAGUAGGUCCAUUUCCAGUCUUGUGCCUGAUGAUUGGUUCAGUGGUUACCAGGCUUGUACCGGAUGAAGGGCCACCUGCCAACAUCACAGGGUUUGAAGGCUUAACCAGAGAUGAGCAGAGAGUGUUAGUGGCUUCGUCUGUGAGCUUCCUUGCUGGUGUCAUGCAGCUAGGAAUGGGAAUGCUACAGGUGGGCUUUGUUGUCAUGUACCUGUCAGAUACUCUGAUUUCUGGCUUUGCCACAGCAGCUGCCAUCCAUAUUCUGGUUUCCCAGCUCAAAUUUGUGUUGGGGCUUGUUGUUCCAGGCAUCAGUGGACCCCUCUCCAUCAUAUAUACACUGGAGAUAAUCUUCAAAAAGAUCACCUCUUCUAAUGUUUGUGAUAUAGUUAUAUCACUUGUGAUCAUUGUGGUAGUGUUCAUUGUCAAAGAACUAAACGAAAGAUUCAAAUCCAAGCUACCUGUGCCCAUACCAAUAGAGGUCAUCAUGACUGUUAUUGCAUGUGGAGUCUCAUACGAAUUCGACUUCAAGACGAGAUUUGGCGUUGAUGUUGUUGGCCAUAUUCCAAAAGGGUAUGAAUCUCCAAUGGCCCCAGACUUGCAAGUCUUCCAGGAAACAGCAGUGGAAGCAUUCCCAAUGGCUAUUGUGGGUUUUGCUGUGGCUUUCUCUGUGGCAAAAGUUUAUUCUAUAAAACAUGACUACACAAUAGAUGGGAACCAGGAGCUGAUAGCCUUUGGUGUCAGUAACAUCUUCGGAGCUUCUUUCAAGUCUUUUGCAGCGAGCACGGCUCUUUCCCGUAGCGCAGUGCAGGAAAGCACUGGGGGGAAAACCCAGGUGGCUGGUUUACUUUCAGCUAUCAUAGUGAUGAUUGUUACUCUGGCUAUUGGUUUCCUUUUAGAGCCACUACCAAAGUCUGUGCUGGGUGCAGUUGUCAUUGUUAAUCUGAAGGGCAUGCUGAUGCAGAUCAGAGAUGUCCCAUACCUGUGGAGGAGGGACAAACCAGAUUGCGCGGUGUGGUUGGUUACCUGUAUUGCAUCCAUCUUGCUGGGUCUGGAUCUAGGCCUGGCUGUGGGCCUCGGUGUGGAACUGAUCAGCGUCGUCUUCAGGGUUCAGUUCCCUCGCUGCAGCCUUCUGGCAAACAUUAGGGGAACUGAUAUCUACAAAGACAGAAAGGACUAUCUCAAUAUAUAUGAGCAGGAUGGAGUGAGGAUCUUCAGGAUUCCAUCACCAUUAUUCUUUGCCAACACUGAAUUUUUCAGGAAUAAGCUAGUGGAAGCUCUUGGCUUUAAUCCAUUGCAAAUGUUGAAAAAGAGGAAUAAAGCACUGAGGAAAAUAAGGAAACUUUUGAAGAAAGGGGACCUGCAGUUGACAUCAAAGGGUUUUUUGAAUACAUCUUUUGGACCCAUUCGGGAGUCAGACGAUGAGAGCAACAUGGACGGAUUGGACAUGCCAACUGACUUCAAAGACCUCCCAUCAAGGGUUGACUGGAAUGGAGAGCUUCCUGCCAACAUCAGCAUUCCCAGAGUGGAGAUCCACAGUCUGGUUUUGGACUUUGCAGCUGUCUCCUUCAUGGAUAUAUCUGCUCUCAAGGGGCUCAAAACAUUGCUGAAAGAGCUGAUCCGUGUUGAAAUCGAGGUCUACAUUGUGGCCUGUGAUCCUUAUAUUUUGGAGAAACUUCAUAACUGUAGCUUUUUUGAUGAUGAAGUUCAGUCAUCUAUGUUCUUCCUAACGCUGCACGAUGCCAUGCUGUACAUUGUGGAGAAACAUCCAGAGCCAGCAGAAAAGAAAUUAGAGAACGAACGGAUAAUAACAACGGUCACAAUUCACCACCCUAGCAGUCGCAGGAUCAGAGAUGAAAAUAUGGUGACUUUAAGAAAGAAAUAUGUGGUGGCCAGACCUGUGUUCUCCGAGAACAGCUUUGCUGAUAGUUAUGAGAGAAUACAGAGAAAGCAUAAAACUACACUGGACCAUGUCAAGGAAUACCUGACAUGUGAUGCAAAACGAGCCAAAAAAGCAGUACUUUCCUUUCUACCUAUCAUUGGCUGGAUUAGGAUUUACAGAGUUAGAGAGUGGCUAUUUGGUGAUGUGGUGUCUGGGAUCAGCACUGGACUGGUAGCCAUCAUGCAAGGACUUGCUUUUUCUCUGCUAGCUUCAUUGCCUCCAAGCUAUGGCCUUUACACAGCUUUCUUUCCAGUGCUAACAUACUUUUUCUUCGGAACUUCAAGGCACAUAUCAGUAGGUUCCUUCCCAGUUCUGAGCUUAAUGGUGGGAGCUGUGGUGACACGCUUGGUGCCCGAGGAUGGACCACCAGCAAAUAUUACAGAAUUCAUUGGUCUAACGACAGACCAGCAAAGGGUCCUGGUAGCCUCCUCUGUGACAUUCCUGAUGGGAAUUUUUCAGCUUGCCAUGGGAAUUUUUCAAGUGGGCUUUAUUGUUGUGUAUAUGUCAGACACACUGGUGUCUGGUUUUACCACGGCAGCUGCAGUUCACAUCUUAGUGUCACAGCUGAAGUUUGUGUUGGGGCUGAAUGUUCCAGGAAUCAGCGGUCCUCUCUCUAUCAUAUAUACCUUGGAAAAGAUAUUUUCCCAGAUCACUUCCACCAACAUCUGCGACCUAGUGAUGUCAAUAGCAAUCAUGGUGGUGGUGUUUAUAGUGAAGGAGUUGAAUGAGAGAUACAAAGCCAAACUGCCCGUUCCAAUACCCAUUGAAGUUAUCAUGACUGUCAUAGCCUGUGGGGUGUCUUACGGCUUUCACUUUGAAAAAAGGUAUAAUGUUGAGGUUGUCGGGAAAAUGGUCAGUGGGUAUGAGUCUCCCAUUCCACCCAGCAUUGGGGUCUUCCAGGAAAGUGCCAUUGAGGCGUUACCCAUCGCAAUAGAGCUUAUUGCAUUUGGGGUUAGCAAUAUUUUCGGGGCAAGUUUCAGAUCAUUUGCAGCCAGCACCGCACUGUCUAGAACUGCUGUUCAGGAGAGCUCAGGAGGAAAAACACAGGUUGCAGGGCUGAUUUCAGCCGUGAUGGCUAUGAUUGUAACAGUUGCACUUGGCUUCCUGCUUGAACCGCUCCCCAGAUCUGUCUUAGGUGCCUUAGUGAUUGUCAACCUCAAGGGGAUGCUGAUGCAGUUCAGAGAAAUCCCAUACCUAUGGAGGAGAGACAAAAUAGAAUGUAUGGUGUGGACAGGAACAUGUUUGGGAGCCACCCUUCUUGGAUUGGAUAUUGGUCUGGCUGUAGGCUUGGGAGUAGAGCUGCUUACUGUCAUCUUUAGGAUACAGUUUCCCCGCUGUUCUGUCUUGGCUAACAUCCCUGGGACCGACAUAUACAGAGAUAGCAAAGAUUAUCCACAGAGUGUUCAACCAAAGGGGGUGAAAAUCUUCAGGAUACCAUCGCCCAUUUUCUUUGCCAACACUGACUUCUUCAGGGACAAGCUUGUGGAGGCGGCUGGAUUCAACCCUUUGAGGGUUUUGCGGAAGAGGAACAAGGCCCUCAGGAAAAUCAAACAAAUACUGAAGAAAAGCGAUCUUGAUUUAGCAGAGAGAGGCGUAGACAACUUUUUGUCCCCAACACCUGAUGACUCUAAUGGGAAAACUGAGGAACUGGAUCUGCCGAAGAACAUAAAAGACCUUCCAUUGCAGAUAAACUGGAACACUGACUUUCCUGAGCUCAAUAUUCCGAGAGUUGAUAUCCACAGUUUGAUUCUGGACUUCUCCGCUGUCUCUUUCCUGGAUAUAUCUGGUCUGAAGGGACUCAAAAUGGCUUUCAAAGAGUUUCUUCAAGUCAACGUUGAUAUUUACAUAGUUUCUUGUGAUGCUUACAUCCUGGAAAAACUCCACAGUUGCAUGUUCUUUGACAAUGAAAUUCAGACCUCCAUGUUUUUCCCAACCCUACAUGAUGCAACACUUCACAUACUUGAGAAAGAUAAAAACAACAGAAAGGGAAGCAGCCAGUUUACUGAUAAUAGGGUCGGUAGCGGCCCUGAUCUGGGUGGUGCGGCCCAGGCAUCUGGCCCUGGGGAGGAGGACCCUGCAUCCUUGGGGGAGGUGGCCCUCUUGGAGCCGGCCACAAACCGGGGCUGA
Menidia menidia (Atlantic silverside) is the source of this 4854-nucleotide messenger RNA. The record is from the annotation of a GenBank genome assembly. NCBI's taxonomy places the organism in Eukaryota, Metazoa, Chordata, Actinopteri, Atheriniformes, Atherinopsidae.